This is a messenger RNA of Peronospora farinosa, 2046 nucleotides long. NCBI's taxonomy places the organism in Eukaryota, Oomycota, Peronosporomycetes, Peronosporales, Peronosporaceae. The record is from the annotation of a GenBank genome assembly.
AUGUACAUUCUGGGACUCCUUUGGUUCUUUUUACAUCCUGCAGUCACUCUUACAACCGGCGAAUUAAAAUGUCGAGGGACUUACAUGUCGGAGAAUGCACUACUAAUUGACCUUAUGGAGGCAAAAAUGAAUGAUCAAGAGACUCAUUUAGCUCAAGAAUUGCAUCAAAAUUUACUUACGUUACCAGAAUUAAAAUCAAGAGGCUGCCAAGACAAUUGCUCGGCUGUUAUCGACUGGAUUGAUACGCAAUUACGUCGUGUAAAUCGUGCUGAAACUUAUCAUCAAGUGGUGCAGAUCGAUGGACUUUCUACUCCACGUACAAAUGUUUAUGGCAUUUUACGAGCCUCACCAUUGGCUGAUGGCAAGGAAACAAUUGUCUUGGUGACCCAUUAUCGAAAUGUUGGUGCUGCUAGUGGUGACUAUUCUGGUUUAUCGAUGGGAUUGGCGUUACUUAAGUAUCUUGCAAGAGUAAAAUGGUUAGCUAAAGAUGUUGUUCUUUUGGCUGCUGACGAUGGUGCUUUGGAUGGAAGUGACGGAUACGCACCUGGGACAGAAGCUUGGUUGCAAGCGUACCAUCUGGAUCAUGUCCAAACCCGCGGUUUGCAAGACGGAUUGCCUAUGCGUGCUGGUAUCAUUCGUGCUGCGGUCAAUCUGGAAACAAUGUUCGACUCGCAUCAGGUGGGAGCAGUCGGGAUUUACGCAGCUGGUAUGAAUGGUCAGCUUCCAAAUCUGGAUCUUGUCAACACUGCAGUACGUGCAUUCCGCAAACACAAAAUUCCUACAAUUUUGGAUCGUGCUGAUGUGCAACAAAUCAGUGAACACAAACCCAAGAGCUACAUCUCAUCUGUGAUCACUUCAAUAACAAGCUUAAGCGAGAAGUACGUUCCAGAAGAGUUGAAGCAAGGCACAUUCAACUACCUGACGAACCUCAAGGGUAUGCUGAAUUUCAUGACAACGUUAGCGUCUGGUCCAUCAGGUCCCCACGCCAACUUCAUCAGCUACAAUAUCGACAGUAUCACUCUUUCGCUGACAACGAAGCUGUCUUUAGGCGACCGGCAACUUUGUACCCGCGAGGUACUUAGGUCACUUGAGAUGGUGAUUCGUGCACUCAGCAACUUGGAGGAGAAACUACAUCAGUCAUUUUAUCUCUAUGUCCUUCCAAGCACGACAACUUUUGUAUCGGUGGGUGAAUACUUUUACGCAGUGGCUUUAACGAUCUCGCCUGCGAUCGUUCAUCUGCUCUAUUUGGCGAAUCAAACAACUGGGAUGCGCGUUGCGUUCGCGCUGGCUGUAUUUUUCACGAUUGAAACACUCUGCGUGCUCCUUCUAGUUAUGGUCUGCCGAUAUUUUGUCACUCCCACAGCGUUGCUGCAAACAUUCAGUCCAAGCGAUGUGUCUGCUACACGGUGGUUGGCCCUUGCAGUUGUAAUUUCCGUCGUACAAGCUUUGGUAAUUGUGAUCAUAAUACCUGCACUACGUUCUGUGACGGACUUUUCGGGUUGUGUGGACAAUUACGCUUGGAGAACGCAAGUCAUGACGUACGAAGCUGAGCAGCAAAAGAGUCUGUCGCAAGAAUUUGAAUCGAUUGCCCUCGAUGUGAAGAAGCGAGAGUUCCAAAACGACAUUCCGAACUUGGAUUCAGGCUGGCGCGCCAUCAAGUUCAUCACUAUGGCGGUGCUCGUGUACUCGCAUUGUAUUUUGGGUAUCUUAAAUUAUCCGAUGGCUCUCUUCGGCGCAAUUCCAAUGACCCACUUUGCCAGUGUGAUUCCUUUCACCACUGCAACACGAGCGAGAAAUGCCUGGAGCUGUUUCUGGCUCUUUUUAUCGUCUCCACUCGUUCUCGUUGUUUUGUUGAACUGGAGUCGUCUAGACGUGAUCGCUGGUUUGUCAUAUGCUGUUGACAGCUUUGUCCAGCGUACGAAUUUGCUAGCAUUGCCGUAUGUUUGCUGUAUCUACACAUCCAUCCACACGCUAUCGCUAGUAAUUUGGAUGUAUCCUGCUCCGCGGAACAUCUCAUCUUCCGAGAAAAAGGUGAAACAAGAAUAA